Messenger RNA from Lepus europaeus (European hare), 577 nucleotides. It is a transcript of the gene TXN, whose product is annotated as thioredoxin. The record is from RefSeq and is a predicted model, not a curated record. The coding region runs from base 111 to 428 and encodes 105 amino acids. NCBI's taxonomy places the organism in Eukaryota, Metazoa, Chordata, Mammalia, Lagomorpha, Leporidae. Gene Ontology annotation, molecular function: protein-disulfide reductase activity. The transcript has 5 exons.
AAAGGGAAGGCGGGUGGCGCGCUCCGGCUACAGGCUCGGCCCGGCGCUUUGGAUCCGCUUCCAUCUGUUCUUACGGUCGCUCGUCAGCCCCCUCCCCGCCAGCAGCCAACAUGGUGAAGCAGAUCGAAAGCAAGUCUGCUUUUCAGGAAGUCUUGGACAGCGCAGGAGAUAAGCUCGUGGUGGUGGACUUCUCAGCCACGUGGUGUGGGCCCUGCAAAAUGAUCAAACCUUUCUUUCACGCCCUCUCUGAAAAAUUUAACAACGUGGUGUUCAUUGAAGUAGACGUGGAUGACUGCCAGGAUAUUGCUGCAGAGUGUGAAGUCAAAUGCAUGCCGACCUUCCAGUUUUUUAAAAAGGGGCAAAAGGUGGGUGAAUUUUCUGGAGCUAAUAAGGAAAAGCUUGAAGCCACCAUUAAUGAACUACUCUAAUCAUGUUUUCUGAAAAUAUAACCAGCCUUCAGCUGUUUAAAAUUUGUAAUUUUUUUUUUAUUUACAAAAAGUAGAAAUAUGGAAACUAUAUACCCAACUGCCAUCUGAUUACAAAUGACAAUAAAAUAUCAAUUCUACCCUUUUUAAAA